AUGGAAGGAGGAGUUUUCUCUGCUCAGAGUCACAAGCCUACUUAUCUUCUUCUUCUCCUUCAUAUUUUCCUGCUUGCUUUGCUUCCAUUCAAGGCCAUUUCAUCACCAAAAACACAGGCAGAAGCUUUGCUAACUUGGAAGAACACCAUUGCUUCUGCAACACCUUUUCUCACUUCAUGGUCCCUCACUAACCUCAACAAUCUUUGCAACUGGUAUGCCAUUGUUUGUGACCAGAGCAGCGAACAAGUUUCCCAAAUUGACCUCUCCAACUUCGACAUCUCUGCAACGCUAACCCAUUUCAACUUCACCCCAUUUCUCAAGCUCACCCAAUUCAACCUUAGUGGCAACUAUUUCACAGGGCCAAUUCCAUCCUCCAUAGGCCAACUCAGAAAGCUUCAGUACCUUGAUCUUAGUUACAAUUCCUUAAAUUCUUUAAUCCCUUCUGAGCUUGGCCAACUCAGAGAGCUCAAGCACCUUGAUCUUAGUUACAAUUCCUUAAAUUCUUCAAUCCCUUCUGAGCUUGGUUUUUGUACCAGCCUCACCUACUUAGACCUGACUUCCAAUCACCUUGAAGGGAAAAUUCCAUCCUCUAUAGGACAACUCAGGGAGCUUCAGUACCUUGAUCUUCACAUGAAUUCCUUGGAUUCUUCAAUCCCAUCUGAGCUUGGUCUAUGUACCAGCCUCACCUACUUGGACCUGACUUCCAAUCACCUUGAAGGGAAGAUUCCGCCUUCUAUAGGUCAACUCAGAAAUAUCCAGCACCUUGAUCUUAGUAACAAUUCCUUAAGUUCUUCAAUCCCUUCUGAGCUUGGUUUUUGUACCAGCCUCACCCACUUGAACCUGACUUCCAAUCACCUUGAAGGGAAAAUUCCCUCCUCUAUAGGCCAACUCAGAGAGCUCAAGCACCUUGAUCUUAGUUACAAUUCCUUAAAUUCUUCAAUCCCUUCUGAGCUUGGUUUUUGUACCAGCCUCACCUACUUAGACCUGACUUCCAAUCACCUUGAAGGGAAAAUUCCAUCCUCUAUAGGACAACUCAGGGAGCUUCAGUACCUUGAUCUUAGUUACAAUUCCUUAAAUUCUUCAAUCCCAUCAGAGCUUGGUCUUUGUACCAACCUCACCUACCUAGCCCUGGCUUCCAAUCACCUCAGUGGGGAACUGCCUGUGUCCUUGUCCAAACUUACCAAUAUUGUUGGAUUGGAUUUAUAUGGGAAUUCAUUUACUGGUCAACUGUUGCCUUCUCUGGUUUCCAAUUGGACUGAAAUAUUCUCUUUACGACUUCAAAACAACACCUUCGGCGGGAAUAUUCCAGCAGAAAUUGGGCUUUUGACAAAACUCAAGGUCCUUUAUCUGUUCCAAAACAAGUUCACUGCCUCGAUUCCCUCAGGGAUUGGAAACUUGAAAGAUUUGAUAGAUUUGGAUCUUUCUGGAAACCAGCUAUCAGGGCCAAUUCCAUCCUCUAUAGGCCAACUCAGGGAGCUUACCUACCUUUAUCUCGGAGAGAAUUACUUAAACUCUUCAAUCCCUUCUGAGCUUGGUCUUUGUACCAACCUCACCGACUUGUACCUGACUUCCAAUCACCUUGAAGGGAAAAUUCCACCUUCUAUAGGCCAACUCAGGGAACUUCAUUACCUUGAUCUUCAAAUGAAUUCCUUGGAUUCUUCAAUCCCAUCUGAGCUUGGUCUUUGUACCAGCCUCACCUACUUGGACCUGACUUCCAAUCACCUUGAAGGGAAAAUUCCAUCCUCCAUAGGCCAACUCAGAGAGCUCAAGCACCUUGAUCUUAGUUACAAUUCCUUAAAUUCUUCAAUCCCUUCUGAGCUUGGUUUUUGUACCAACCUCACCAUCUUGAUCCUGACUUCCAAUCACCUUGAAGGGAAAAUUCCAUCCUCUAUAGGACAACUCAGGGAGCUUCAGUACCUUGAUCUUCACAUGAAUUCCUUGGAUUCUUCAAUCCCAUCUGAGCUUGGUCUAUGUACCAGCCUCACCUACUUGGACCUGGCUUCCAAUCACCUUGAAGGGAAGAUUCCGCCUUCUAUAGGCCAACUCAGAAAGAUCCAGCACCUUGAUCUUAGUAACAAUUCCUUAAGUUCUUCAAUCCCUUCUGAGCUUGGUUUUUGUACCAGCCUGACCUACUUGGAUCUUUCGAGAAACCAGCUCUCUGGGUCAAUUCCUCUAACACUAUGCAACCUUGCAAAUGUUCCGACCUUAAAUCUUUCCAACAACAAUCUCAAUGGCCCAUUUCAGCCAGAGACUUGCUUCCCAUUUGUGGGGAAUCAUGAUUUUUCUAAUAACAAUUGGACACAGGAUGUCCAAAAAGCCCCCGACGAUACUUCUGUCGGAAACUCUGGCUUGUGUGGAGAUGCUAGGGGCCUAACUAGAGCGUGCAAUUCCAAAAAAAAUAACAACAAAGUUAUAAUUGGUGUCCUUGUACCUGUUUGUAGUAUAUCAGUGGUUGCAAUUACAAUUGCUCUGAUUCUUAUGUUCCAUAAAAAAACCAAGUGUGCACUUAAAGAAAUCAAGAGUACUGCUCAAAACUUUGAGAAUUUUGAGUCAAUGAUAUUGCAAGAAGAAGUAAAAUUUACGUUUGGGGAAGUUGUAAAGGCCGUAGACGAUUUUCAUGAGAAGUACUGCAUUGGAAGGGGAGGAUUUGGAAGGGUCUACAAGGCAGAGUUGCCAUCAGGUCAAGUUGUUGCAGUGAAGAGGCUUAACAUGUCAGACUCUAACGACAUUCCGGCAAUCAAUCUCCAAAGUUUUGAGAAUGAAAUUAGAACUUUAACAAAUCUCCGGCAUAGGAACAUCAUUCAGCUAUACGGGUUCUGUUCAAGGAGGGAAUGCAUCUUCUUGCUCUAUGAAUAUUUAGAGAGAGGCAGCCUGGGAAAGGCAUUGUAUGGGGUUGAAGGGGUAACUGAACUUGGAUGGGCUACAAGGGUCAAAGUUGUGAAAGGAUUAGCUCAUGCACUUUCUUACUUGCACCAUGACUGCUCUCCACCAAUUGUGCACCGUGAUGUAACUGUCAACAAUGUAUUGCUCGAGUCAGAUUUCGAAGCCCGACUUUCUGAUUUUGGAACAGCAAGACUGAUUAGUGCCAAUUCAUCCAACUGGACCCAUAUUGUUGGCUCAUUUGGCUACAUGGCACCAGAGCUUGCAUUGACAAUGCGAGUCACGGAUAAGUGUGAUGUGUAUAGCUUUGGGGUGGUGGCGCUGGAAGUUAUGAUGGGAAGGCACCCAGGGGAUCUGCUAGAAUCCCAGCUAUCAAAAUCAUCAAAAUCAAUGACGGAGGACAAUGCAGAGUUGCUUUUGAAGGAUUUGUUAGACCAAAGGCUGGAGGCUCCAAGCAAUGAAUUGGCAAAGGCAGUGGUGGUUGUGAUGAGUUUAGCCUUGGGUUGUAUACGUACGCGUCCCGGGUCUCGACCUACAAUGCUUUAUGUAGCACAAAAACUAUCAGCUCAGAGUCUGCCUUCCCUUCCUUUACCAUUUGGCAUGCUAACCAUCAACAAGUUGAUGGGGAUAUAAAACUAGAAGGGA
Messenger RNA from Prunus dulcis (almond), 3525 nucleotides. Its product is annotated as MDIS1-interacting receptor like kinase 2-like. Gene Ontology annotation, biological process: protein phosphorylation. The record is from RefSeq and is a predicted model, not a curated record. The transcript is spliced from 4 exons. The coding region runs from base 1 to 3513 and encodes 1170 amino acids. Lineage: Eukaryota; Viridiplantae; Streptophyta; Magnoliopsida; Rosales; Rosaceae. Gene Ontology annotation, molecular function: protein kinase activity; ATP binding; protein binding.